AUGACGUACAAGCGCUUAGCCAUAACACGUAAUAAUAGUGCUAAAGCCAGUAGCCUAGAGGUUUGGAUAACUAACUCCAACUACCUGGAAUCAUACCAAUGCAGGGCGGGAACAGGUACCACGACCCUCAGCAGAACGGCUAUAGUCACCCUCGAAGCACAGGGACGUGGAACGGUGGUCCUGGAACCAAUCAUGCAACAGGGUGUGGACGAAUGUGGCCCAUGCCUUACUAAGGCCAGGGUAGGGCCCCGGACGAUUGUUACACUGAUUUACCACACUCAGGCCCCAUCUGAUUGCACUCCUCAAAAGCAGACGUGUGUGUCUAAUGGCACCAUGUACAAUUACUGCAUUCAGAAAAACCAACUUGUCUGUUAUCAGCCAACCACCCCAGUCCGUCUCAAGGUCACUGUCUGGGCCGGCCUGGCCCUACUUGAAAGACCCAAGGAAUCCAAGCUCUACCACCUUACCUCGGUAACCGCUUUGAAACAGGGACAGCAGCCCAUCACAGUAACGUUUGGUGUCUGUGCUGCCAUGGAUAGGGUGGCAUACAGGGGUUGUGGGAGCCAGGGAUGGAGAAAAACUUAUCAUAAAAAUCAUAAGUACCUCUGUCCCUGGUCCCGUGCCUUCUGUCAAAGGUGCCCUGAGCCCAGUAGGGAUUUGUAUCCUCCUUGUACGGAUCGUCAGGACCAAGGGAAACAAUGUAAAGGGUGGGAUUGUGUCUGCCACCAUACGGGAGGAGGUUAUCCGACCUCCACCCAUCUGGGGUGUCCCUAUAUUUCAAACUUCCGCAGGCUCCCGAAUACGAACUCUGUUACUUUUGAAGAGUCCCGCAACCACCCAGCGGAAGAAAGUUAUGGGAUAGGUAUUGACGGAGAUGGUUCGGACCCCCUGGCCUACAUAACAAUCCGAGUGGAGACUUUAAAGGAAGGGGAAGUUAAGUCCUUGGGAUGGUCCGUUUACGACAACCUCCGAAAAUUGGAAGAACCGCUCCCCCUUAGCUCCAAGGCUGUUAACUUGUUUGUAGAAAUGGCUGAGGAGGUGGCCAAAGCCUUAACUGUCAAAAAUUGCUUUGUUUGCGGAGGAACAAACAUGGGAGAAAAAUGGCCGUGGGAGGCACUGGAGGCAGACCCAGAGGUGUAUAACAACAUGACCCUCGAGGGCAAUCUCACAAAACGGAUUCAGCACUCUGACAUUGUGUGGACCCUCACCACAAAUCUGGUAGGGCGAAAUUGCUUCUCUCGCAAUGGAUCCUACCCUGUGGGCCACCUGAUUUGUCUAGGGGAAUGGGAUGCCACCUAUUCAAACUGGUCAUCUCCCUCUAAUAUCCGGCCACCCUCCAAAUUCAACCUAACACUCCUACAAUAUCUGAAAAAGCCCCAGACUCCAUCUGUCCCGUGGGAAGCCCCGGACAACAUGUAUUGGAUUUGUGGCACGUUGGCCUACGAAGUCCUCCCCAAGGACUGGUCGGGUUCAUGUGUCCUUGGAUGGAUAAAACCCUCUUUCUUUCUGUUGCCCAUCCAAUCACGACAGGUGCUGGGGGUCCUGGUAUAUGACUCAGUGGGCCCCUCCCGCCAGAGAAGAGAGGCUGCCACGGCCUUCUCUAACUUUCCCUGUAAGGAACUAGCUGAGUACGAGAAGUCUGACAUGUGGAGCUCAGAGCGAAUUGUAUGCACCUAUGGGAGGGCUACCUGGGCAGAGGAUGGAUCUUGGGGCUACCGGACUCCAAUCUACAUGAUCAACCGGAUCAUGCGACUGCAGGCAGUUUUGGAUUUGGCCGCGGAAAGGAUUGAUAAAUCUUUGAAUAUCCUCUCCACUGCCACUGACAAACUCCGUACUGCAGUCUACCAAAAUCGAUUGGCUCUUGACUACCUCUUGGCAAGGGAAGGAGGGGACUGUGGAAAGUUCAACCUGUCCAAUUGCUGUCUCCAGAUCGAUGAAAUGGAGUGUUAUUAA
This is a messenger RNA of Thamnophis sirtalis, 1953 nucleotides long. NCBI's taxonomy places the organism in Eukaryota, Metazoa, Chordata, Lepidosauria, Squamata, Natricidae. The record is from RefSeq and is a predicted model, not a curated record.